CACCGACUCACCACACGGUGUGGUCACCACCCCGUUUGGGAGCCCCCGAAGUCGGCGGCCCCCUCCGUGGCGACCUCCCCUCUCGGCAUGGCCCGGUCGUCGCCGGCGGGCCGGGCACGGGGAAGUCGCACCUGGCGCUGCAGCUGGCCAGGGAGAUGGGGGCCCGGGUGCUCGCCGCGUCCCCCGCGGACUUGUUGGCGUCCCACGUCGGCGACGCGGAGAAGCGGGUGGCGGCUCUCUUCGCGACCGCCCGCCAGUGUGCCCCCAGCCUCGUCGUUCUCGAGGACAUUGACGCCCUCGCGCCAGCGGGCCCGGACCCGGACGACGAGGACGCCGAGCGGGACGCCUCGGCGGAGGGCUCCGAGACGCGAGUGGCGUACACGCUCCGGGCCGAGCUCGACGCGCUCAGCUGUGGGCGUGCGGAGCUCGAGCGCUGCCGCGGCGCGGGGCACGCCGCGCCGUUCGCCGCUGAGGCGCUGGUGCUGGUGGUGGGCACCAGCCGGUCGCGGCAGAGCGUCGCGGCGUGGCUGCUGGCGCCGCACCGCCUGGGCAUGACCGUGGAGCUGGAGCCGCGGCCCUCCGUCGGGGAGGUGGCGGAGCUGCUGCGGCUCGGGCUGCGCGGCGGUGGCGGAGGCGCAGCCGACGCGGAGCUCGCCUCUGGCAUCGAGGAGGCCGGGCAGCCGCGCGUCGAGCGCGCGGCUGCGGCGCUCUGCGCCCGGGUGGACGUCGGGCGCGCCGCGGCCGCCGCGGCCCUGUGCCGCGCCGCGGGCGUGCGGGCCGUGCGCAGGCUGGCCUCGGAGGGCCAGGCGGCCAGCGAGGCUCGCAUCCUGGCGGCGCGCCGGAGGGUCGGUGCGCAGGCAGGGUCUCGGGGCGUCCUGGCAGAGUUACCGAUGCCGCUGCCCCUCCCCUGGCGAAGCAGCAGGUCACCACCCACACCAGUAAGGCGCACGAGGCCGCAGGGUGCACGGGGAGCGGGCGUCCGAGCGAUGGCGAGUGGGGUGCCGAGGCCUCCCAGAUGGGGUCGGACACUCCCUGGCCCGGCCAUGCCACCGCCCGCGCGCCUCUGGGCCUGGCGCGCGGGGCCUCCCUGCUCUCGCCGCCCGCGACCCCGGGGACGACAGCAACCGAAACGCGAGCGAGGGCCGCGCGCUCGGGGAGCUCAACGAAAGGGGGAGAUAGGGAAAGGGGGGGUUACGAAAUCUGCUGGAUGCAGCUGGUUUCGGCCUGCCGCCGGGCCCAUUCCUCGAUACAGGGGCGCCUCUGGCGCUGAGAGGCGCUGGGAAACGCAAGCUGAUUCUCAACCCCCCCUUUGCUAUCCCCCCCCUUCGCCCGGCUGGAAAGAGGAGGGUGAUGACCAGGGUUAAGUCGGGCGUGUCCCUCUG
This is a messenger RNA of Prorocentrum cordatum, 1382 nucleotides long. The record is from the annotation of a GenBank genome assembly. Lineage: Eukaryota; Dinophyceae; Prorocentrales; Prorocentraceae.